This is a messenger RNA of Radiomyces spectabilis, 1117 nucleotides long. RefSeq lists its product as uncharacterized. NCBI's taxonomy places the organism in Eukaryota, Fungi, Mucoromycota, Mucoromycetes, Mucorales, Radiomycetaceae. The transcript has 4 exons. The coding region runs from base 322 to 921 and encodes 199 amino acids. The record is from RefSeq and is a predicted model, not a curated record.
UGCGUCGUCUUAAGGGCUUACCCUCACAGCUGCCACUCAUAGUGCGUUAACGGCGAUAGAGAGCACCCACAGAAAAAAUGGAAGCAGGCAAUGGACGGGAUUGCGAACUUGUCUGGAAGUCGGUUUCAGAAACAGGAGUUUUAUGCCUAUAUCCACGUAACAGAAACGAUUAUGAUACCUCAAUGGUCAAAACGUCUUGGGACAAAGGGCAUUUGUUACAUGUGACUGUUUCAAGAUUGCCAUAUUGGAAGGAUGGGAAAGCAUUUUGCAGUUUGAUAGUGGUUUUGCCUUCCUUUUUUUUCAUUUUCGCUGCGUUCUAGCAUGGAAGGUCUUCACAAUCGACUAAAACCAGCUUCCCAUGUGGAAGAUGAAGCCGAGUUUUUGGAUGAAGAAGAACAAGAAAAGUUACUGCAGGAAUUGCGUGUGCAGAACGAUCGCUCCAAUUUGUUAAUUCAGCGAUGGCUGGUUGUUAUUUCACUGCUUAUUACCCCAAUAUAUAUCCUAUUCCUGUACAAUUCUGGCACACCCAUGAUCACUAUGCCAAUGAUGGAACGUCACCUGCCAGCAAUUAUUUUCUUACCAAAGUUCGCUGCGGCGUGGAAUAUCGCAUCGAUUUAUCUCGCCAUUUAUCUUUUAUGGACUUCAUGUCAUUUAACGGUCCGAGAUCUGGUUUCAUUUAAAACUGUAGCAGUCCAUCCUUCUCCGCGUGUCGAUCUCACCAUGGCAUCAUUGACAGCGGGUGCUACAGCCGUGGCGCCGGUUCUAGCAUUAUUGGCUAGAGCACCAUGGACAGAAGUUUUCUUUUGGAGCUUUCCUUUGAUUCUCAUCGCCUUAUAUGCCAUAGUUUACCGGACCAUGGAUCAGGUCCAAGUUCAUAUAAAUGAAGUAGAAAAAGCACGCUACAAAUAUAAAGGCGCUUAGCCGCGAUCAUCAGCCUCACUAAAUUAUCGGUUGCGCACAUAAUGACAGCAGGCCACGACCGAGACAUCUCGUACUUUGCACAGGGUAUAUGAUGUAGUUAGUUUUUACUUCACAUCGAAUGCUAGGCUGUUGCUCCAACCUGAAGCAUUGCUGGCAGAUUACAUCCUUCUCUUUUAUCGGCCUACCGUAAACUAUG